UUGAUAUCGUGUCUUAAAAGAAUUUAAAGAUCAUUUAAAAUAUAUGUAUAUUACAUUUGAAACGUAGAGCAAUAAUGGGCGAACUACAGACAUUAAGACGUAAUGCUUGCAUUAUUGUAUUAGGAGAUAUUGGGCGAAGUCCUCGCAUGCAAUAUCAUGCUGUUAGCUUGCUGGAGGAAAAUUAUAAUGUUGAUUUUAUUGGGUAUGUUGAAACAAAACCAUUGGAGGAAUUAUCAGCAGCAGAAUCAAAAUGCAAGAUCCAUGAACUGACACCAGUACUAGUGACAAAUUUAACACCUAUACCAAAAUUAAUAUUUAAAACAUUUUGGCAAACUUUAAGUCUAAUGAUUGCGUUAGUGUCUAUAAGAAGGCCGAAUUUUCUACUUGUGCAAAAUCCUCCAGGAAUACCAACCUUAGUAGUGUGUUAUUUGUACUGCGCGUUAACACGUACACGAUUUAUCAUUGAUUGGCAUAAUUACACGUAUACAAUAUUGGGGCUAGGCAUGCCAGAUGGGGAAAAAAGUAGGAUUUGUCGAAUAGCAAAAUGGAUUGAAAAAUGGUUUGGAAGUAAAGCCGAUGCAAAUUUCUGUGUCACAAAAGCUAUGAAAGAAGAUUUAACCGAUAACUGGAAUAUAAGAAAUAUUACGGUACUGUAUGAUAGACCUCAUUCCAAAUUUCAUCCAGUAGAUCUGUCGGCAAAACAUGAUUUAUUUAUGAAACUCUCUAAGGAAAAUCCUAUAUUUCUGCCUAAGUGUUAUGAUGAUCUAAAGGAGUCUGGCGUAUUAGAAUCAACCGCAUUAACACAAAAAUUUAGCAAUGGUACAGUGUUCUACAAACCACAGAGAAUGGGCAUAUUAGUGUCCUCGACUAGUUGGACUCCAGACGAAGAUUUUAGUAUAUUACUUAAUGCUUUAGAUGUUUAUGAAAAAGAAGCUUCAAAUCAUCCAGAGAAGUAUCCGUAUGUACUAUGUAUUAUUACUGGAAAAGGACCACAAAAGGAGAAAUAUCAGAAACAAAUACAAAAACUGAAUUACACUAAAGUUGGUAUAAUUACACCUUGGCUUGAAACUGACGAUUAUCCUGUAAUAUUGGCUGCUGCAGAUUUAGGUGUGUGCUUACAUUGGAGUUCAAGUGGAUUGGAUUUGCCAAUGAAAGUUGUUGACAUGUUUGGCUGUGGUCUGCCAGUGUGUGCAUACAAUUUUAAAUGUCUCAGUGAGUUGGUACGUCCAGGGCAAAAUGGUUUUAUCUUUGAAAGUCAACAGGAACUUGCUCGACAAUUAAUAUUUUGGUUUGAAAAUUUUCCAAAUAACCCAAGUUUGAUGGAAUCAAAAGAAUUAUUUCAAAAAAAUUUCGAAACAUUCCAGUGCUUAAGAUGGCGCGAAAACUGGCUAAACCACGCAUUGCCCAUAUUUAAAUAAUUUGUAUGAAAUAAAAAUUAAUUUUUUAUAGGUAUGUACUUUUAUUUUUAAGUUUUAUCUAGAUGUAUAUAAUAAAUAAUAGCAAUUCAA
Calliphora vicina (urban bluebottle blowfly) is the source of this 1508-nucleotide messenger RNA. RefSeq names its product ALG1, chitobiosyldiphosphodolichol beta-mannosyltransferase (gene Alg1). The coding region runs from base 75 to 1418 and encodes 447 amino acids. The record is from RefSeq and is a predicted model, not a curated record. NCBI's taxonomy places the organism in Eukaryota, Metazoa, Arthropoda, Insecta, Diptera, Calliphoridae. The transcript has 3 exons. Gene Ontology annotation, cellular component: endoplasmic reticulum. Gene Ontology annotation, molecular function: mannosyltransferase activity.